AUCAAAAGCCCGAUCAGCCCCUGCUUCCCCGCUUCUUCUUCUUACCUUCAGUCUGGAGCUCAUAACUACCAACUAUCCUUCCCCUCGGCACUUUGCUGCUUCUUUCACUCAUUACCGUCGCGAGUCGACAUCCACUCCUUUCUCGUCUUGACGUCCUAG
This is a messenger RNA of Bipolaris oryzae ATCC 44560, 159 nucleotides long. RefSeq lists its product as uncharacterized. The annotation marks the transcript as partial. Lineage: Eukaryota; Fungi; Ascomycota; Dothideomycetes; Pleosporales; Pleosporaceae. The record is from RefSeq and is a predicted model, not a curated record. The transcript has a single exon.